Prunus dulcis (almond) is the source of this 1787-nucleotide messenger RNA. RefSeq names its product UDP-glycosyltransferase 74E2-like. The transcript has 2 exons. The record is from RefSeq and is a predicted model, not a curated record. NCBI's taxonomy places the organism in Eukaryota, Viridiplantae, Streptophyta, Magnoliopsida, Rosales, Rosaceae. The coding region runs from base 339 to 1706 and encodes 455 amino acids. Gene Ontology annotation, molecular function: UDP-glycosyltransferase activity.
UGAUAAUAGUGAAUGCAUUAGUCUCUUAGAAUGGUAGGUGUAAGGCUCCAAAAUGGAAAACGUAUAGUGAUCCCAGAAUAGCUAGAUGUGGCGCUGAGAUUCAUUUUGUUGUGUGUGAAUCCAGCUAAGGUUAACAGGUAUGUAGUACAUGCUUUUUGUGCUCAUUCUGAUAGAAGAAAAAUACAAUCCUCUCUGCAAUUUCAGCAAGAGAGAAGAAGAGCAUUUCAUCACUCUGUCUUUCUUCAUUCUUCUAUUUCUUCUCUUCAACAUUUCAUAACCCAGCAAGAAUACAAAAACACUAACAAAUACAGGUAGAUCGAGUUCUGUGUACAACGAAAAUGGAGAAAGCAAAACAAAGGGCAAAUGGAACCCAUAUACUUGUGGUUCCUCUUCCUGCCCCAGGCCACAUAAACCCAAUGCUCCAAUUCUCAAAACGCUUAGCAUCCAAAGGUUUAAGGGUGACACUAGUCACCAUCUCCUCUAAGACUCAUGAUCCCAUAGAAACCCAGUUGAGUAUGGUAAAUAUUGAGCCAAUUUAUGCCACAUAUGAAGAAGCAGGCAAGAUUGAUUUAGAGAGCAUGCUGCAGUGGCUCCUAACCAUCUUGUCACAAAACUUACCAGAUCUGAUUUCAAAGCAAGAGAGGAAUGGCUACCCAAUUUGCUGCCUUGUCUAUGACGCAAGCUUGACAUGGGCUCUAGACAUAGCCAAAGGGCUAGGCAUUACUGGGGCUUCAUUUUUCACUCAGGCUUGUGCUGUUGGAACUGUGUACUAUAAUGUGCAGCAAAAGUUGCUUAGGGUCCCUCUAGAAGAGGAUCGAGUUUUGCUACCUGGGUUGCCUCUGCUUGAGCCUCAUGAUCUGCCCUCUUUGAUCAAUCAUCCAGGGUCCUACCCAUCUGUGUUUAAGAUGGUAAUUGGCAGGUUUUCAAAUAUCACUGAUGCUGAUUGGAUCUUCUGCAACACUUUUGAUUGCUUGGAACCAGAGGUGGUGAGUUGGAUGAGAACAAAAUGGCCAAUCAAGACAAUAGGGCCAACCCUUCCAUCAAUGUACCUAGACAAAAGGUUGGAAGAUGACAGAGACUAUGGCAUCAACUUUUUCAAACCCAACAAUGACACUUGCAUCAAGUGGCUAGAUUCGAAGGAAGCAUGUACAGUUGUGUAUGUAUCAUUUGGAAGCAUUGCUAAUCUAGGAGAAAAGCAGAUGGAGGAGCUAGCACUGGGCCUAAAAAGGAGCAAAACCAGUUUCCUGUGGGUAGUAAGAGAAUCAGAAAUUCAAAAGCUUCCAAGCAAUUUUGAGGAGCAAACAUCAGAGAAAGGUUUGGUUGUGAAUUGGUGCCCUCAAUUGCAAGUUUUGGCUCACAGGGCCAUUGGUUGUUUCAUGACACAUUGUGGGUGGAACUCUACACUUGAGGCAUUGAGCUUAGGGGUCCCAAUGGUGGCAAUGCCACAGUGGACUGACCAAUUGACAAAUGCCAAGUUUGUGGAAGAUGAAUGGAAAGUUGGAGUGAGGGUCAAGGUUGAUCACAUGGGAAUUGUCACUAAAGAAGAAAUAGAAAGAUGCAUAGCACAAGUCAUGGAAGGAGAGAGGGGGAAUGAGUUUAAAAGGAAUUCAAUGAGAUGGAGAGAAUUGGCUAAGGAGGCUGUAGAUGAAGGUGGAAGCUCUGAUAAGAAUAUUGAGGAAUUUGUAGCAGCUCUCUUAUGCAAAUAGAAAUAGGUUUGUGUGAGUAAUUAAUGUUUAUGUUUGUCAAACUAACUGCACAUUUAAAUAAGAGUCUACUAUUUUACCUCA